Molecule: messenger RNA, 2154 nt
Organism: Gasterosteus aculeatus aculeatus (three-spined stickleback)
Lineage: Eukaryota; Metazoa; Chordata; Actinopteri; Perciformes; Gasterosteidae
Gene: jdp2b
Product: Jun dimerization protein 2b
Biological process (GO): regulation of transcription by RNA polymerase II
Cellular component (GO): nucleus
Molecular function (GO): RNA polymerase II cis-regulatory region sequence-specific DNA binding; DNA-binding transcription factor activity, RNA polymerase II-specific
Source: RefSeq, a predicted model, not a curated record
GUGGAGCGAACAUCUGCGGCCCUCCUCUCACAUUAUUUUCAUCCAUGCUUACGUCUGGGACAGCAGUUCCGCAUUCCCGAGCCCUCACAGACCAGAUCGCUACUUAAACCGGGAGCUGAUGCAACGGCUUCAGUGAGUCCCGAAGCCCGCAUCCGACUGCGCUCCCGCACCGCCGCACUAUUUCACUGCGGAUAUUUUUCGGACGCACGUCAGCGUCCGAACACCGUUGCAUCAUUGAAAGACGAAGACUGACAAGUUUUCUCUGAAAGACGCCUCUCCAGGCUUUCAUGUCUCAGGGCUUGAGGGGAUGCCGAAUUUACAAAAAGGGGGAACUCGAACGCUGUCUCACCGACCUCAUUGUCUCACCACUGAAGGCGUCUCGGAUCAGACAUCAUUUCACCUUGGAGGCCGCGAGUACCCAAAACGUUGACGUGCUGAACUAUUUCUGCGUGUGUGUGUGUGUGCUGCGUGCUUGGACAAGCCGUUUCAUGCAACGGGGGCUUUCCUUGUCUGACUGGGGAGGCUCCCGUUGCAAAGCACCGCACACCAGCCCUGCUCUGAAAGGGACAUAAUAUAAUUACUACCGGGUCGGUUUCCAUUGAAAGAAAUGUGUUUGUGCAGGACGGAGUCUGUAAACUGGGUUGUCCGGCACGACUUGGAUACCGGACUCCGUUUUGGCUCUGAUUAGUCAUUCCUAAUGGGCGCUUCAGUUUCCUGUGGCUGCUCUCUCUCGGGUCCAAGGCAGCGGUGGUGGCCGGGUCGGACAUGAUGCCGGGACAGAUCCCAGACCCCUCGCUGGCGGCGGGCUCCCUGCCCUGCCUGGGCCCGCUGGCGGGCAUCUCGGCCACCACGCUCACCGACCAGCUCAAGCUGGCCGACUUCCGCCAGCUGGGGACCAUGCUGUCCCCGCUGCACUUCCUGGGGAGGCUCGGGAAGAGGCCGCUGGCCAUCAAGACCGAGAUGGACGAGGAUGACGACAGGAGGAAACGCAGACGAGAGAAAAACAAGGUCGCUGCGGCACGAUGCCGAAACAAAAAGAAGGAACGGACCGACUUCCUCCAAAGGGAAUCGGAGCGCCUGGAGAUGGUGAACUGCGACCUGAAGGCCCAGAUCGAGGAGCUCCGCCUGGAGAGGCAGCAGCUGAUGGUGAUGCUCAACCUCCACCGGCCCACCUGCAUCGUGCGGACCGACAGCGUCAAAACGCCGGAGAGCGAGGACAACCCGCUGCUGGAGCAGCUGUCCGCCGACGCCGAGUGAAACCAGGAAAAAGAAGGAAAAAAAAGAGAAAGGAACCCAAAAGGGGACACGUAGCCCCCGACCGCCCCCGAAACGGCGGCAACAGGCCUCCGCCUUUUGGAACAAUAACCGUAACUGGCGGCACAUUUGAAAUAAAUAAAUACAAAAAAACACACACAAGCGCUGGAGCUCAAGACUUUAUCGGACGCUCCGGGCGGAAAAGGUCGAGGGUCGUCCUUAGCACGAGCUGGCUCUGUCCCGUCCGGGAAAACAAGGACACAUUGAGUGUCGUCGCUGACGCCCGCCGUGCCUGGUCGUCACUUCAACCAUCUCUACACGAAAGGGACCAAUGGGAUCGGCGGAGGACGAGCGGAAGCGACGCCGAGGGGGAAAAACGCACUGAUAUCAACGAGGUGCUCUGUUACAAAAGCCACGAGAACUGCGUGGCGUUUUGUUUUUUUUGUAACUGCAACUUUAUUUUUCUUCUCUCUAUUCGUACGCUAGCCGAACAUAUACAGGUGUAGAGUUUUUAGGAUACGAACACUCAAUAAAAGUACACCAGGCCGAGUUCUUGUAAUGUUGAUUUCUAUACUCUGCCCCGACGAUGGCAGUAACCGGUUGAUCCGAUUUGUGGUGACGCUGGCGUCAUGAAAAGCACAUAUACACAAAAUGUUUACACCCGUGGUUUUUUGGACUUGUUGUCUGUCCAUUAUUGUACUGUUUUAUACUGCUUUGUAUACAUAAACAUAUAUGAAAUGUUCGUUGAUCACUUGACGUGAUUUGUCUUUUCUGUCUCUCCGGUUCGGCUGUGAAAACAAGCAGAAAUCCCUUGAGAUGAGCAGCGUCCGCUCGGCACCUGUACCUGCUGUGUACGACCCUGUUUCCAAGAAUAGAUUAAAUUUUAUUUUUUAACUACGA